This is a messenger RNA of Armigeres subalbatus, 1239 nucleotides long. RefSeq lists its product as uncharacterized. Lineage: Eukaryota; Metazoa; Arthropoda; Insecta; Diptera; Culicidae. Gene Ontology annotation, molecular function: zinc ion binding. The transcript is spliced from 3 exons. The record is from RefSeq and is a predicted model, not a curated record. The coding region runs from base 1 to 1239 and encodes 412 amino acids.
AUGUUGAAGCUCAGUCAGCUAAACCCAAUCGGAGGUCAGCUUUCGAAUUAUGCUAAAGCAUUACCGAAAACGACACCAAAUGUACACCGCAGAUAUCUGGAAAAAAUCAGAAUUAUUGGAUACAACGAUCCGUACAGCCCUUCGUUUUUCGCACAAGGAACUCAGAGUAUACCGACUUCUGUUACUACCGGUCACGUUAUUGAUUAUUUGCUGAACUUCAUUUCUUCGUAUACCGGCCGUCCGAUGAAGAAUGCUCGUAGUGUGGAAGGAUACCGGAAGUUUGAGGCAGGGUUUGUGCACUCUCUUCAAGGAACCAUGCGAGAAGGGUACCAUGUUCUCGUAGGAAAGGUAAUUCACUCGAUGAAACUGAAGGAAAAUAUGUUGAGACCGUGGAUAAUUAUUGAUGUACGUGGAAACAUUAUUUAUGCGCACUGUACCUGCGUUGCGGGGAUAACUGAGACUUGUUCUCAUGUUAGUGCUGUGUUAUAUGCAUUGGCUAAUCUGCAUGCACGGUCGAUUAUUCACAAGCUUACAGUUACAGAUUUCCCAUGCUAUUGGCGCCAGCCGACGAAGAACGUUCGUACAGAUCUGUAUAAAAAAGUUCGGAAUAUUGGUUACGGAAAAACAUCGAAAUAUUACUACGACACUAUUUCUGGCAAAACAAGACAAGAUUUCGACGCUAUGUUGAGAAAGCUAAACGAGAACGAAGAACAGUCUGUGCUUUUAAACACGAUUUGUGAUGGUGUCAAGUUCACAUGCCAGAAUUGUCAAAAGAACUACGUUCCGGAUGAACUUAUUAUUAAUCGAAACGUUUUGCUGCAAGGAAACUUCAGCGAUGCUUUUAGAGGAAAAAAACUGGAUGAUCUCAGAGAAGUGGGGCGAGGACUAAAAUUCACUUUGACAGAGUCAGAUGUAGUAGCAGUUGAGAAAUUAACUCGGAAGCAAGCAAGCUGCAGUUUUUGGCGGUGGGUUCGAAUCGGAAGAGUGACGGCUUCAUGUCUUAAAGAAGUCGUGAAUACAUCGAAUCAGUAUCCUCCACCUAAGUUGACUCUACUCAAGAGAAUAUGCCACCCGUAUGCGACACCUGUUGACACACCUGCAUUAGCCUACGGUAGGAGAAACGAACCAAUUGCCAAGAAAGCACUUUUCAAAAUGUUAUCUGAACAGCACGACAAUCUGCAUCUCUCUGAUUGUGGCAUACUUAUUGAUCAAAAAAGUGCUUUUUUAGUGCAUAGGUAG